AGAACGGAAUACGAAGAAGUUUACUUCACUAACUCUGAAGGCUGCAUUCUGUGCCUUGUCUUUGGGGCUGGAGUACAUCGCAGGUCCAAACUUUUAGCGCAAGUUUCACCGUAGAGAAUAUAGAACAAUGGCCAACAAAGGCACCGUGAAGCCCCACGGCAGUUUCAAUGUCAACGCCGAUGCAGAGGCCCUCUACAAGGCAAUGAAAGGACUGGGAACGGAUGAAGACGCCAUCCUUCAGCUGCUGACUGCCCGCAGUAACGCUCAGAGGCAGCAGAUUAAGGCCGCUUACAAGACCCUGCAUGGAAAGGACCUGGUGGAUGAUUUAAAAUCUGAGCUUGGAGGAAAGUUUGAAACGCUUAUUGUUGGUCUUAUGACUCCUCCCACUGAAUAUGAUGUAACUGAAUUAAGGAACGCAAUAAAGGGAGCAGGCACAGAUGAGAAGGUGCUGAUCGAGAUCUUAGCCUCCAGGACGCCCCAGCAGGUCAGAGAGAUCAUCGCCACCUACAAGAAAGAGUAUGAUGACGACCUUGAGGAGGAUGUCACCGGAGACACUUCUGGACACUUCAAGAGGAUGAUGGUAGUGCUCCUGCAGGCCAGCAGGCAGCAGGGAGUCGAUGAAGGCAAAAUUGACAGUGACGCUCAGGAGCUGUUUGCUGCUGGGGAGCAGAAGUACGGCACGGAUGAGGAUAAGUUCAUCACCAUCCUUGGCAACCGGAGCGCCACCCACCUGAAGAAAGUUUUUGAAGAGUACAUGAAACUGUCUGGAUAUGAAAUUGAGGAGAGUAUUCAGAGAGAAACUUCUGGAAGUCUGAGGGAUCUACUCCUGGCUGUGGUGAAAUGUGCGAGAAGUGUCCCAGCCUACUUUGCAGAAAGCCUGUACUAUGCCAUGAAGGGCGGUGGCACUGAUGACAGCACCCUGAUCCGCAUCAUGGUGUCCAGGAGUGAGGUGGACAUGCUGGACAUCAGGGCUCAUUUCAGGAGGAUGUUCGCCACCUCUCUGCACAACAUGAUUAAGAAUGACACGUCUGGGGACUACAGGAAGACCCUCCUCCUCCUCUGUGGGGGCGAUGACGCUUAACGGCUUCACGUGACGGAGCGCAGCCUGGCACCCGGCCCUUAACGAGCAUACCCUUAUUAUCCACGCAUGUUCCUGCUCUGAGUGCUCCGCCACAGUUCUCCAUGACUCCGGUGUAUUCAGCAACGUAAUAUUUAUUCUGCAUCAUCCGUUGACUAAUAUGUUUUUACACUCUAUAUGUCUGUAUGUCAUUAGCUGUUAACAGUACAUGAGCGCAUUAGUAUUUUCGUUUUGUGUCAGCUUUAUGCGUGUCCCAAAUGGUUUCUGUCAGACUGAACAAAACCUUUGCAUAAAUUCUGCAAAGACUGACUCCACCUCGUCAAACACAGUGUAUUUGCUUUACAUUGACCUGCCCAUAAACUCUGUCACUGUGUGCCUGCCCAUACUGAUUAAUGGAGGACCAUGGCAACCAUGCGAAGAAUCGACAGGUAACUUGGUGCUUUGUAAUUUCAAACGUAGGUCGAAAGCUGCAACAAUAAAAUUGUU
This is a messenger RNA of Megalops cyprinoides (Indo-Pacific tarpon), 1564 nucleotides long. RefSeq names its product annexin A5-like. NCBI's taxonomy places the organism in Eukaryota, Metazoa, Chordata, Actinopteri, Elopiformes, Megalopidae. The transcript has 13 exons. Gene Ontology annotation, molecular function: calcium-dependent phospholipid binding; calcium ion binding. Gene Ontology annotation, cellular component: cytoplasm. Gene Ontology annotation, biological process: negative regulation of coagulation. The record is from RefSeq and is a predicted model, not a curated record. The coding region runs from base 128 to 1081 and encodes 317 amino acids.